AUGGACGAAGAAGUUGAGCGUCCCGUGUGCAGAACUUUGUUUCGACAAGCUUCUCACGAAACACGUUUGGAUCCUACCGUCCCUUCAGAUUCAGAUGAUUCUGAAAAUGAAGAUGAUUUGUACUCAAAGCCUCGAGUUGUUGAUGUUCUUGUUAAAGAAGGAAGUGUAGUGAAAACGCCAGACCAAUCCACCAUCGCGGAAUCGAAGGUCGUUAGAAAAGAACAUGCCACAUCACCAACCGAAAACAAAAAUGAAUCGAACGAUUCUGAAAGUGUCACAGAAAAGUCGGACAAAACUAGUGAUCUUAGAGCCAACCAGAGAUGUAUUCAAGAGAAAGACAAACCAACUACAAAUCAUGAAUAUGAAGUAAUAAAAGAAGCUAACGUUUCAGUGAUUGGGCAAGACAAAGAGCGACCAACAACACACAAUGCUGAAACUGAAAUAUACAAGCAAGAAGAUACAAUGCAUGAUCAUCAAAUGGAAUCUAUCGGCACUUUGAAAGGUCUCGCGGUAGUGAGAAGGAAAACAGUCAUGGCGUCGCCACGGCCAAAAUCACCUCGUCCUGCCGUUACUGCUCGGAAGGAUGAGAAAGAAGAAUCAUUCUGGGAAAAAAUUGGCACACUAGGGAGGAAGAAACGAAUUAAGGAGGUGCAAGAGGUCCAGGAGGAAGGGAAAUAUGCUAUUGAUUCACCAGGCAGUCCAACCGCACCAGAUUUACCCCCAGAAGAAUAUACACUUGAGGAGAAUGAAGAGAGAUCCAUGAUUGAGCCACGGUCUUUCGAAGAACCAAAAUUAAAGGAGCUGAUAGCGGUUCUUAUCGAAUGGAUCAAUGAUGAACUGGCAGACCAGAGGAUUAUAGUUAAGGAUAUUGAGGAGGAUCUGUAUGAUGGCCAAGUACUGCAGAAAUUGUUAGAGAAGUUGACAGGAGAGAAACUGGAUGUUCCCGAAGUCACACAAUCUGAAGAGGGGCAGAAACAGAAACUGGGAAUAGUUCUUGCGGCAACAAACAGAGUCCUAAGUCUGCCGCGUUGGUCUCAGCAGAAGUGGAGUGUGGAGAGUGUACACUCAAAGAAUAUUGUGGCCAUCUUGCACUUACUCGUGGCACUAGCACGUCACUUCCGCGCUCCGGUUCGUCUGCCCGAAAAUGUAGCAGUGGGAGUUGUAGUUGUCCAGAAAAAGGAUGGUUCUCUCAGCCAUCGAACCGUAUUGGAAGAAAUUACAUCAACGUAUGAUGAUCUUGGGAUGCGUUGUGAGAGAGAUGCCUUUGAUACAUUAUUUGAUCAUGCACCAGACAAAUUACAAGUUGUGAAGAAGUCGCUGGUGACAUUUGUUAACAAGCAUCUGAACAAGGUGAAUCUCGAAGUUUUGGACUUAGAUACCCAAUUUCAUGAUGGGGUAUACCUGACUCUACUCAUGGGUCUGCUCGAAGGCUUUUUUGUACCAUUAUACAGUUUUCAUCUUACACCCCAAGAUUUUGACCAGAAAGUUCACAAUGUGAAUUUUGCUUUUGAGUUGAUGCAGGAUAUAGGACUCGCAAAACCCAAGGCUCGACCUGAAGAUAUUGUGAACUUAGAUUUGAAAUCGACAUUGCGAGUUCUUUACAACCUGUUCACCAAAUACAAGAAUAUGAGCUAAGUGGAUAAUGAAGAAACAUACUUGAAGAUCUGAAUUUAUAUUUUUGAGCUUGGAUAUGAUGCAGUAGCUCUUUAUUUUUCAGUUGCAGGGUUUGUAUUAAUUUGUAUUUAGUAAUGUGUUCAACAUGUGCCUUCCAAGACAGUCAAUAUUUAUUUUUAUAUACACUAAUAAAUGUUGUAUGCGCCUAAUUCGAGUCUUUGCCUCGGUUAUCUAAAUCCUGUUCAGAGUUGGACUUCUGAGGGGGUGGGGGGGUCUAUGUGGAUAAUACCAUAAAUUAAGUCAUAUGACCUCUUCUUUCCAAGUCAUUAAUUAAUUAUCCCCUCAUUUUAUGCUAUAAUCUCAGCUACAGACAGUGUCGUUAAAUAAAAGAGCCACCUUCUGCAUGAGUGAUGUAUGCUUCGGUAUCAUUUUUCUUUAAAUCUAAUGAAGGCACGCCAUCAAAACAAUUUAAUUACUAGACUUGUCAUCUUGUACCUGUUCUGUAUAGAAUGACCUUGUUCGCGUAGCAAAACGUAGUUGUCGAUUGAAGCAGCCAUCUUAUGAACUCUCUUAAUUCAUCUUUAAUGAUUGCCCUUGCAUUUAAUACUACAUAACCUAUACAGUUGACAGUCAUUAAAUGCACUAAGAAACAAGAAACUGGGAGAAUGUUCAUUUAAUAAUGAAUAGGUGACCUUUAGGCGGAGGUUGAUACAAAUUCUGAUAGCUCAACUCUUCUAUUUGAGGAUAUCAUUGUAUUGUACAACCAUGUUGUGGAGAAACCGAUAAAUUUGGAAACGUAAAAAUGUCGUGCAACGUGGCUGGUAGUGGUAAGAGAUGGCCAUGCAUACAUCGAACAUUAUGUUAUGAUUUCAAUUUAUAUGGAUUAAUUCUUACAGACUUUAUGUGCUUUGGAAUCAGAAAGAAAUAUUAUGAGGAUUGUUCUUAAGAUGUUCUUUUGUACAUACUGAUAUUUGACAAUCGAGAAUUUGGAAAUGGUUCAUUUUUUCAGAACGUGACUCUCAUAUGCUGAAUUUUCCAUAGUAACAGAAGUUGCAGUUCACACGUAUUAAUGUAUUAUAUUUGCUUAUGUGUAUGUUCUUUAAUCAUAUCUCACAUGGAACAAAGUGUUUUUAACCCUUUGAGUCUUCGUCUAUACGUAUAUUAUAUUUAACUUACAUUCAAGUAAUAUGCUUCUACAUUUACGUUUGCACAGUUUUAGGAUAUCAAUUAUUAGGUAAGUGUCUAAUUUUUAUAUUGUACCGUUUGGGUUUUUGUUUCUCCCCCCAGUUACGAAAUACGCUUGUAAAGUCAGCUAUCCAUAUCAGUGCAACUGUUGUUAACUAUGGUACUGUAGACUAAACUUAUUGGAAUUAAAAAUUAUGAAAGUGUAAAUCACUAACAUCUAAUAACUGAUAAUCUAGCAGAAAAUAAACUACAAAACACAGGGCUAAAAUUUAUGACCGUGUAACUUACGACUCUCAUUUUACCUGAAUACUGUUACAUUUGAGGUCUUAUUAAAAUGUUCUGGGAUUGAACUCUGAGGACUGAUUGCAACAUCAUGUCUCAAAAUGUUGCCACCUCUAAAAGGAGACAACUGCUCAGAUGUUUUUGAAUAGAUGAAUGUUUGAUCUCCUAAUGCAAUGUUUACAAAUUAAUAUUGUCAGUAAUCACAUAUGCAUGAUAAAAAUUCUGUCAGGACAGAUAAAAUGGCAGCUGCCCUCUGAACGAAUGAAGUUACCAGUAGUUCCUGGCUGCAAUAUUUAACAUCUCUAUCACAGAUCCAGUCCCAGAACUUUUUGAUCAGACAUUUUAUGUUAACUGCAGAAUAAAUAAAAAUUGAUAUACUUUAA
This is a messenger RNA of Zootermopsis nevadensis, 3464 nucleotides long. It is a transcript of the gene parvin, whose product is annotated as beta-parvin. Gene Ontology annotation, molecular function: actin binding. Gene Ontology annotation, biological process: establishment or maintenance of cell polarity regulating cell shape; actin cytoskeleton organization; substrate adhesion-dependent cell spreading. Gene Ontology annotation, cellular component: cytoplasm; focal adhesion; actin cytoskeleton. Lineage: Eukaryota; Metazoa; Arthropoda; Insecta; Blattodea; Termopsidae. The record is from RefSeq and is a predicted model, not a curated record.